AUGUCAUCCACCCAAAAGAAUGACCCCCUUUUUAAACGCAUUUGCAUUGUUGGUGCUGGAUCCAUGGGCAGCAUGAUGACCCUGGGGAUCUCAGAACUCGGCAUUGACGUAUCCAUAUGGGACAUCUCGCCCGAUAACGUGAAGCAGGCCCUCUCCAACACACCCGAAGGUGCGAAGCAGAGCGGCAAAAUCGACGAAUUCAAUGACAUUGCCGAAUUCUGCAACAGUUUGUCGAAUCAAGAAACUAAAGUGUUACUUUUCUCCAUCACGCAUGGAAACCCAGCAGAUCAGGUGUUGGAGAAGCUGCAAGAUCAUUUGAAGGAGGGCUACAUUAUUCUUGAUGGCGGAAACGAGCAUUAUCGCAAUACGGAGCGUCGACAGGAGGCACUCGCCAAAUGGGGUGUGGCCUGGAUCGGGAUGGGUGUCUCUGGCGGAUAUCAGUCCGCCAGGAGAGGUCCGAGCUUGUCACCCGGUGGCGACAAGCAAGCCGUUCAAAAGGUUCUGCCUCUGCUGGAGAGGUUUGCCGCAAAGGCACAAUCGCCAGAAGACACGAAAGAGUCUCCUUGCACGGCCUACAUUGGUCCGAAAGGCUCAGGCCAUUAUGUCAAGAUGGUGCAAGGAUCGAGAAUGGAAUGCUAUCCACUCUUUGCGAAGCCUGGGGCAUCAUGA
Molecule: messenger RNA, 669 nt
Organism: Cladophialophora bantiana CBS 173.52
Lineage: Eukaryota; Fungi; Ascomycota; Eurotiomycetes; Chaetothyriales; Herpotrichiellaceae
Exons: 1
Coding region: 1-669 (222 amino acids)
Biological process (GO): pentose-phosphate shunt, oxidative branch
Cellular component (GO): cytosol
Molecular function (GO): phosphogluconate dehydrogenase (decarboxylating) activity; NADP binding
Source: RefSeq, a predicted model, not a curated record